Scomber scombrus (Atlantic mackerel) is the source of this 2584-nucleotide messenger RNA. RefSeq names its product misato mitochondrial distribution and morphology regulator 1 (gene msto1). Lineage: Eukaryota; Metazoa; Chordata; Actinopteri; Scombriformes; Scombridae. The transcript has 14 exons. The coding region runs from base 88 to 1863 and encodes 591 amino acids. Gene Ontology annotation, biological process: mitochondrion distribution. The record is from RefSeq and is a predicted model, not a curated record. Gene Ontology annotation, cellular component: cytoplasm.
AGUGUUGUCAUUCACAAACAUGUCCAUCAUCAUGUCCGUUAAAGACACGUUUUCUCUUUUAUUCUGAUCGUCCUUUCUCGUGUCACGAUGAGCAGCGUUUGCAGGGAGGUGGUCACCCUCCAGCUCGGACAUUAUUCAAACUUUGUCGGGACUCACUGGUGGAAUUUACAGGAUGCGUCUUUAUCGUACGACCCAGAGACGGCACUAGGUGAGAUCCAGAGCGAUGCCGUGUUUCGUGAGGGACGGACCCUCGGCGGACAUGUCACCUACACACCUCGCCUCAUUGCCAUGGAUCUCAAAGGAAGUCUUCGGACUCUACGGCAGGAAGGAAGUCUGUACGAUCCCGGCAAAGAUCCCGCCGCUGUCACAUGGGAGGGAAGCCUAAUGACGCAUAAAGAAAGUCCUCCUGCGAAGAACUCGUUUCUAGAAGAUCUGGACAAACUGGAUAUGGGAGAGAUCCUGGCUCAGGCUGAUUGUCACUCCAACUCGCAGCCUCACCACUCAGCAUCAGACUCACUGAGCGUGGACACGGUGAACAGCCGGCUAGAUCGCAUCCAGAAGGGCUACAAGCUGGAGGGCAGCGUGAAGGUGUGGUCCGACUUUCUUAGGAUCCACCUGCACCCUCGCACCAUCUCCGUCAUCCACCAGUACAACCACGACGGGGAGGCUCACCGUCUGGAGGCUUUUGGCCAGGGAGAGUCUCUCCUGCAGGGGUCGGUGCUCGAGGAUCUGGAGGACAAACUGCACUUCUUCGUGGAGGAGUGCGAUUACCUUCAGGGUUUCCAGGUGCUGUGUGACUUGGCCGAUGGCUUUGCCGGUUUGGGGUCAAAGGUCACAGAGAUGCUACAGGACUCCUACAGUGGGAGAGGCAUCCUAACCUGGGGGCUGGCACCUGUCAGUCACCCAAAUUCAACUCCGAUGAAGGAUUUCUACCACAUGUUAAACUGCACAUUAGGGACGGUGAACAUGGCCAAUCACAGCUCUUUCUUCUGUCCGUUGACCCUGCGCGGUGGACUGGGCAGACGACCCGGAUCUCCUGUAGCUUUUCCUCAUCUAAACUAUGAUCCCUCACUGUGGUACCACUCCAGCUCCGUCCUGGCUUUGGCUCUGGAUGCACUCACUAUGCCGUACAGGCUGCGGAACAACAGUGUCCCCAUGUGGCAGGUGGCCGAUGCACUGACCAUGUCGGGGAGAAAGGUGGUGGCCGCUUACGGUGCCGUCCCCUUUCCAAUGAUGCAUGGUGGCUCUCUCCCCGACGCCCUUAGUGCCUGUGCAGACUCGCUGCCGUGGAAACCUUUAUCAACGUGCCCCGAGUUAGCCGAUGGUCGAUGCUACGGCCAGUGGGCGACACUCAAAGGCUUUGAAGGCCAGAACCUGAUCAGCUCUCUGUCUCCGGGGACGCAGCCGCCCACUCCUCUGCACAGCCUCUACAGCGGAGAAGACAUCCUAGCGUCGUACAUCAGAUCUUUCUAUCCUACAGCUCCUCUGGCUCUGCAGCUGGUGUCCACACCCAGUAAACUGACGCCACCUUUCCCUCAGAUGUUCAGCCAGUCCCUCUGUGCUCAGGGCUUCCUGCAGAGCCAGUCUCCUCCACCUGGCUCUCCGGCCCCUGUGGUCUCCUCUGUACCCGUCAUGACUUCCCUCCAGUCGGGUCCCGCGCUCGACCCGUGGCUGUCAGAACUGCAUCGAGGCGCCAGUGCUUUCGACAUCCGCCGUGUGACCCCAAGCUUUCUUACCCAUGGGCCCGAAAUGGCAGACUACCAGGAGACUCUGGAGCAGCUGCGCCACAUGGCUCGAUGUUACCGAGACGACAGCAGCGGCGUGAUGCGUUCUUCAUCUGAAGAGGAUGAUGAUGAUGACUGACACUGACAAGUCUCGCUCGGUUGAUCUGGAGAGACUGAUGUCUGCUUAUGUGACUGGAAUCAGUCUGCUUUGUUUACAAGCCUGCAUGCACACAAACAAACACAGGCAGACGAGGAGCUGUGCCUUCCUGAAGGACCAGGACUUUAACGGUUUUAAAAAAACUUGUAGGUUGAAACAAAAAUAAUACUGAUGAAACUCUGCUGCAUAGGAGGGAAUAUUAAGACGAUAAAGGAGGAAAUACAUGUAGUAUUCAUAUGAUGAAUGCAAAUGUUUGGAUUGUGGUUACAUUUCCUUAAAUGACUGUUUGUCUGUAAUUAAAUGAUUUUAUACGAAGCGUACACUAUAAAUGCACUGUUUUUACAGAAUGAUGUAAUUGUUGAAUCUCUGUGCUGAGCAGGUAGCAGUGACCUCUGACCUUUGGUUCAGUUGAAAGAGUGUUGUGGAGCAAGGGACGGCAGAAAGAUGAAGUGGAGACUGCAGCACAAAAUGUGAUGGUUAAAGGGGUCACAUGAUAUAAUCUGUCUCUGAUCUGUCUGAGUGAGGAUUAGACAGCUUCCAGUCUGGUGCUCUAAUUCCAUACUGCACUGCGCUAAUGCUGAGCAGCUUUUCAGUAUGUAACUGUGUUCAUACUUAUAAAAGUGACAAAAUGAAGUAUACUUAAGUGUCAGUAUGCAUACUUGAACACACAAGUGCUCCUCAUAGAAACUAUUAUCUCAUAAUG